Molecule: messenger RNA, 524 nt
Organism: Chiloscyllium plagiosum (whitespotted bambooshark)
Lineage: Eukaryota; Metazoa; Chordata; Chondrichthyes; Orectolobiformes; Hemiscylliidae
Source: RefSeq, a predicted model, not a curated record
AUGGUUCUCUUUCAGAUGUCGUACUUUGACCGGGAUGAUGUUGCCCUGCACCAUUUCUCCCAGUUCUUCAAAGCUCAGUCCCAGGAGAAGCAGGAACAUGCAGAGAAGCUGCUGAAAUUCCAGAAUCAGCGUGGAGGCAGAGUCCUCCUCCAGGAUGUGAAGGUGGGAAUGUUGGAGGGGAAUGACUGCUCUCGUGAUGUGGCUUCAAUCCAUCAUUGUGCUAAUGUAAUGAGUUGUAAUAUUCCUGUGUUCCAGCUGUGUGACUUCCUGGAGACCCACUAUUUGGAUGAGGAGGUUGAGAUCAUCAAGCGACUUGGGGACUACAUCACCAACCUGAAGCGUCUGGGAGCUCCUGAGAAUGGGCUGGGAGAGUACCUGUUUGACAGGCUCUCGCUGGAGGACAGCAGUUAGUGGGGCAUGGGGUACUGUCUGCUUUUGUCUGAAUGCAUUACUGACUUCACUUGGACAAUCUGGCUUUCUUCCCCCAUACCACCUGAAUGGAAAUGAAUAAAAUGUUCUAAUGA